CAAACUCAAAGAGGCUAUUGAUGAAACACAAAAAAAAAAAAAAAAAUUGCUGGAUAUCAAAAAUACAUUGUAAAAACACGCUGUAAAAUAUAACGGGAAGCUAUUUACACAACAAUCCCAGGAUACCGGUUUUUCAUUUUUCAGUAUAUCCUUUUCUCUUCGAUUUUCCCCUCCCCCAUAAGUCAUUGAAAGAGCAGAGGCGCUAAUAUCCCCAACUUGAUCAUCUUUCUUCAUUCUCUUCUCCUGCCAUUUGCCAAACACUUUUCUCAUUCAUUUCCAAGCCUAACAAUACAAUCUCUUCUUUGGGUUUCUAAAUUGAGACCGCCACCACCCCAGAUGGCGGCAACCACCACUACCACCACCUCAAUUCUCUACCCUAUCCCUCCAUCUUCUUCUUCCUCCUUAUCAUCUAGAAGUACAAUUUCAUCCUCAUUCUUCAGAAGAACUUCAUUACCAAAACCCCUAACCUCAAUCAACAAUACAACAACUCAUUCACGAGUGGUUAUCAGAUCAGCUGUAGCAAUCGAGAAAGAAACGCCAGAAACUGAAAGACCUGAUACAUUUCUAAGAGAAGUUGAUGACCCAUCUUCAUCAGCAGCAUCACCACAUUCUUCAAAUGUUAGGGCUAAAUUUGAGAAGAUGAUUAGGGAAGCUCAGGAUAGUGUUUGUGCAGCUGUUGAAGCAGCUGAUGGUGGUGCUAUUUUCAAAGAAGAUGUUUGGUCUAGACCUGGUGGUGGUGGUGGUAUUAGUAGAGUACUACAAGAUGGGAAUGUUUGGGAGAAAGCUGGUGUUAAUAUUUCUGUUGUUUAUGGUGUUAUGCCUCCUGAAGCUUAUAGAGCUGCCAAGGGUGACAAUUCUACAACCACUAAGCCUGGUCCUGUUCCCUUCUUCGCAGCUGGGAUUAGCUCUGUAUUGCAUCCAAAGAAUCCAUUUGCACCCACACUUCACUUCAAUUAUCGGUACUUCGAGACUGAUGCUCCAAAAGACGCACCUGGAGCACCUCGAUCAUGGUGGUUUGGUGGUGGUACUGAUUUAACACCUGCCUAUAUUUUUGAGGAUGAUGUGAAACAUUUUCAUACGGUUCAAAAAAAUACUUGUGAUAAAUUUGAUCCUAGCUUCUACCCCAAAUUCAAGAAAUGGUGUGAUGAUUACUUCGUUAUUAAGCACCGAAAUGAAAGGCGCGGGCUUGGAGGAAUAUUUUUUGAUGAUCUUAAUGACUAUGACCAAGAGAUGCUUCUCUCCUUUGCCACUGAAUGUGCAAACUCUGUUGUACCUGCAUACAUACCCAUUGUAGAAAAAAGGAAAGAUACACCAUUCACCGAGCAGAAUAAAGAAUGGCAGCAAUUGCGGAGGGGACGAUAUGUAGAAUUCAACUUGGUUUAUGACCGUGGUACAACAUUCGGACUUAAGACAGGGGGCAGAAUUGAGAGCAUUCUCGUUUCCCUCCCACUAACAGCACGAUGGGAGUAUGACCAUAAACCUGAGGAGGGUAGUGAAGAAUGGAAACUGCUAGAUGCAUGCAUCAAUCCGAAGGAGUGGAUUUGAUUUAAUGUCUAUGAAGGAUCUCUCUUCAGAUCUCCACCAGUUUUUUGUUGUUUUUUUUCAUUCUUUUUUUUGAUGGGUUUUGGCUCGGCUGCGCCGUUGUAUUUGUAUUAUUGGAGUGUAGAGACUAGAGAUAGGUAGAGAGGGAAAUUGUUGUAAUUUAUUCCUAAGUUUUGGUUGUAUUCAUUUCUCAAAGCUGUUAGCUGUUACUACAAGAUUUUGAAUAAGCAUCUAUCUUAUCCUUUGUUA
Messenger RNA from Papaver somniferum (opium poppy), 1791 nucleotides. Its product is annotated as oxygen-dependent coproporphyrinogen-III oxidase, chloroplastic-like. NCBI's taxonomy places the organism in Eukaryota, Viridiplantae, Streptophyta, Magnoliopsida, Ranunculales, Papaveraceae. The record is from RefSeq and is a predicted model, not a curated record. Gene Ontology annotation, molecular function: coproporphyrinogen oxidase activity. The transcript has 8 exons. The coding region runs from base 337 to 1545 and encodes 402 amino acids. Gene Ontology annotation, cellular component: cytoplasm; chloroplast stroma.